AUGGUACAAGGUGGUAAAAAGUCCCCAGAGGUGCGAGUGCUGGUUGCUGACAAAGAAAAAUGGGGGGAAAAAGGCUGCAUGUGCUUAAAAACAAAGUGUGAAAGAAAACAGCAUGAAAGAAAAAAUGUAGUCAAGGUCCAGCUUAUGGACCUUUACAAAAGACCUGAAGACUUAAGCAUGUGGGGGCAUUCAAUGACAGUUCAAGAUUACCAAGACCUUAUAGAUAGAGGAUGGCGAAGAAGUGGGAAGUAUGUCUACAAGCCCAUUAUGAAUGAAACAUGUUGUCCUCAGUAUACAAUAAGAUGUCAAGUUCUGCAUUUUCAACCUUCCAGAUCUCACAAAAAAGCUCUGAAAAAAGUGCUGAAAUUUCUUUCUAAAGGAGAUGUUUCAAAAAUGGCUGGUGAAGGAAAGAAUUAUGAAGAGCCUAUGGAUUCCCAUGGAGGGGAUGCAGUUGCCAGUGAUUUCAUGUUAAGAAGUGCUUCUGAUGUCAGUCAGCCUGAACUGACACCCCUGCAAGUGGAAUCUGAAGAGAAGGUGGAGACUGAAAUCCAGGGAAAAGAAGAAAUGGACAAAGAUGUAGCUGAGGAGAAAGUAGAAUCUGGAUCUCUCCAGACACAUGCAAAGGAGGAGACGCCUGAGUCCAGUGAACCAUCCAAUUCAGCUAAAAAUGUCCACGCAACACCAAAACCAGGCAAAGGGGCUGAUUUGAGCAAGCCACCCUGUCGAAAAGCAAAAGAUAUACGGAGGGAAAGAAAAUUGCAGAAACUACUUCAGAACCAGACACGCAUGGUUGAAGACCCUCUACAUCAAGUGGAGCCUCAGGUUUUACUUUCUGAAACCUCAGAAUCCAAGCCAAAUCAAGCAAAAUGCAUUGAAGAUUUCAUUUUUAGCUCUUUACCUGAGGAUGCCGUACACCAGCUAGAGGUGAGGUUGGUGAGAUCAUCUCCACAAAGUUUCCAGUUCAAAGCCACAUUUCAGGAGUCUUACCAGCUCUAUAAACGUUACCAGAUGGUUAUUCACAAGGACCCACCUGAUAAACCAACUAUAAGUCAGGUGAGGUUAGUACCUGUCUCCUCUGAGGACCCACAGUUCAAAUCAUCCUUCAGCCAGUCAGCUGCUUUAUUUGCCAAGUAUCAGAUGGCUAUACACCAGGAUACACCUUCUGACUGUGACGAGCAUCAGUUCACAAGAUUCCUCUGUGACUCUCCGCUUGAGGCAGAGAAUCCUGCUAAUGGACCUGACUGUGGUUAUGGUUCUUUUCAUCAGCAGUAUUGGCUAGAUGGGAAGAUAAUUGCUGUGGGAGUAAUUGACAUUCUUCCAUACAGUGUGUCCUCUGUGUACCUGUACUAUGACCCUGACUAUUCUUUCCUGUCUCUGGGAGUCUACUCCGCAUUAAGAGAGAUUGCUUUCACUAGGCACCUCCAUGAAAUAGCUCCUGAUCUAUCUUAUUAUUACAUGGGUUUCUACAUUCAUUCAUGCCCUAAAAUGAGAUAUAAGGGUCAGUACAGGCCUGCUGAUUUGUUGUGUCCAGAGACUUAUGUCUGGGUUCCCAUUGAGCAGUGUCUACCCUCAUUGGAGCACUCGAAAUAUUGCCGCUUCAACCAGGACUCAAAUGCAGUUGAUGACGGUCGCGUUAAGGAACUGGACCGAGUGAGAGUUCUUCACAAAAGAACCAUAAUGCCUUACAGCGUGUAUAAGAAAAGACAGAAGGGGCCAAGUGAUGAAGCCAGUGUUCAGCAGUAUGCAAGUUUGGUGGGGAAAAUGUGCUCCGAAAGAAUGCUGCUGUUUAGAAGUUGAAGAGUUACUGAAUUGUCCUUCUAGGGAACUAAGUUGUGUUGCACUGUUUUUGGAGAAACUAAUAUAAUACUGGGUUGAGAUGUCUUUUAAAACAGAUCAGUAUAAAAUUAAAAUGCUUGUGUGACUAUAUAGUACUAUAUUUAAGGGCAAACUCCAUUAAUUUGUCAAAAUUUAGAAGUAAGGCUUUAGCGAUACAUAGAAAUCCAAGGUAAACUUGCUUGCAGGAAUUUUUUUAAAAUUAAAGCAUUUGGGCCCUUCUUUACAUCCUGACUAAUUUUAAAGUACCAAAGUGAACUGAAAAACAUUUUUUUUUUCCAUAGAGGCAAGGUAAACAACAUGUUUAUUCUGAAAGCUCUGAAAUAAUAUCUUGGAAGUCUGACAAAAUUGCCAGAGGUAAAUGGGUAACACUUGGAUUAGUACAUUCCUUAACUACUGCAAGAGAGUUGAAGUGUGCAAUUACUUCAUUAUAUGGAAUGCAGCUCUAUUAUAUUAUACUUCAGUAUAAUGCAGUGUAAAUAUAUACAGUGAAGCUUGCAUAAUUUCACUAAACUCUCUUUAUAUUGCUUUUAAAUAGCAUUUAUUGUCUGAGACCAUAGUGGAAUUGGUAAUAGGUUUAUCUGGUAGUGAAGUAAACUUUCCUCUUUACCAGUGAAGCCAAGAAUAUGUGCAUUACAGAUUAUCAAAGAAUGCAACUCAAUGGCAGAAUGGGUUAAUAAUGGUAGGUAUAUCUGUUGACAUGUGGUGCACAUAUGGCUAUGAACCCAACUGAAAAUGAUUUUGGUAGGCUUAUCCUAAAGCUUAUUUGCACACAUUACAAAACCACACUCAAAAACCCUUAGCACUCUUAUGUGAAAUACCUCUGCUACUCUGCAUCAGUGUUCACCUGAAGAGCUGUAUGGAGAAGCUUGCUUGUUAUUUACCUGUGCUGUUGAUGUCCCUGACACUCGUUUACAUUGCAGCCAUCUACCAAUUAACACAGUUAAUGACGUUUUGAAAUAAAUAUUUGUACUAGUUGAAAAUUCAAGAGGUUAUGGUGCUUUGUUAUAAGCACUGUAUUAUCUCUCUAUCCAUGUUAUCAUACUUGUGUGCUUAAGCAGGCUUUGUAGUAGCUGAUACAAUUUUUAGUUGCCUAAUAUUAUAUCAAUCAAUUUUAGUAUCCUAACACUCCAAUACGUUUGGAGUUUGUUAAUCCGUGGCUAAAAGGAUCUAGCCUUUGUACUGAAUCAGAUUGAGGUUACUUAUUAAUCUUUGAGGGAAGUGAUGCCUAUUUGAGAAAAUUGUGUUUAGGUGCCUAACCAGUGACACGAAUUCCUGUGGGAUAAAAAUAGCCUUUAACCGUCAAAGUUUAAAUAUACUACCUUUCAUUAAAUCAAUUAUAUUGAUUUAAUUUUAAAUGCAAAACCACCUACAAACAUUGCCAUUAAUAAUAAAUAAAUCAUUUUAAGUGGAGCCAGUUCUGAAAUUCAGGUGUAAUACAGAACAGAUUAUUUCCCUUCCACGCCCCAAUUUAGGACAGUUAUAGUAUUAUGGGGUUUAAAAAUAAGGCCAUUAACAUACAUAUUCAACGUGAUUACUGCUUUUGAGCUGAUCAAAGUGGCAACUUAUGUUAUCAUUACAUAGGAAGUAAAUGGCCAAUCAAUGACCAUUCAGAAGUAACUUGCAUGUGCUGUAAAAUACACAUAGUUUGCCCAUGUUUUAACUGAUGGCAUCUCCACAAAAGAAUCAUAUGGGCUUCUUGCAAAAGUUACAAAACAAAACAGAACAAAAAACCCGCACUUUACCGAAAGAAUCGGCACGUUACUUGGACCCAGCUCCUCAGUGUGUGUAAAGAUCAGGUGCUUCAGCGGGGCUUUUUGGUGUUUUUAUCUAAUAGCUAAUUCAAUUAGCUAUUAGAUAAAGGUGCCAGAAAAAGUUCCACUAAAGCACCCGAUCUCUACAGACAUUGGGCAAACUGGGCCCAACUAAUACACUGCCUCUUCUGGGCAUGCGCUGGGCUCAAUGUGGGAGCGCACAGAAUUUAAAGUAAAGCACCAGGGUUUGUUGUCUUUUUAAAUAUCUGUAAGCAGCCCUACUCUUGUUUUUGAAUGUGGUACAAACAGUUGAUUUUUCUUUCUAAAGAAGAGAAUACUCUUCCCCUGUUAUGUUAAUGACUCUUUAACUGAAGCAUAGUGAAACUGUAAAUUGCAGUAUAACUCUCUAUCCACCACUUUAUACAACUGUACACCUGCAAAAUAUAUGGAAAUGUAAUAAUAUCCCAAAAUAACUUAAUGUAAUAUGAAAUUAUAUACAUUUUUCAGAAAGGCACCAUCCCAGUGGGGCUUUGAUGUUAAAGCAAGAUUAAGCAGAGGCUUAAAAUUAGAUUUACCAGCUCUGCUGUGUUUUGCUUUCUAGAUGCAUGGAUUUAUUUCAUACUAUGCUUCCUCGUUGUUUGUUGUUCACUUACAGCCGAAACUUAGUCAUGAGUUUUUUUCAAAAGCAUGAAAUGUUGGCCUUGUGCUCCCAUUAAUUUUUGGGGGGAGGAAAAUGCUGAGAGCUUCUGAAAAUCCCAUCCUUAAUGCUCAAAGUUCUUACUGACUUUCCUUCCAGAGAGAGAGAGGAUUUGUUUUGAAAUGUAACAUCCUAUUUCUUUGGGAGAUGCUAAGAGGAGGUACACAACUGAAAACAGUGGGAUAGGCAUGAAACCGAAAGCUGAGGACUUGCCAAGCAUGUUGUUGUCUUGUUUUCCUAUAUGAACUUUGAGAAGAUGCUUCCUCUGACCUCCAUUUAAAUACAGCCAAGUGGGCUUUUGAUUCUUUUUGUUGAACUAAAUUGCUUUAAUCACCUGAUCUAAGAAGUCAAGAUAUGAAUUUUAUUUUUUUAAAUUUCUUUUAGCUCAGGAGGAAAUUACUAGUGCAGUAUUUGUCAGUACUACUUCCUCCGUUCUGAUUUGGAAACUGGUGAAAAAUGCCUGUGGUUAAAUUGUAAGUUUCCUCGCUAGCGUUAGGAGAGCCAGAAUUUUCCCACUGUAUUAUAAAAUCUUAGUUUUAUAAAAGUGAUUUAAAAAAAUUUUUUUUUGGUCAAGGUAAUCUGUACCAAUAACUUCCCAGGAGCAAGAUUGACUUGUUUUAAUCUCUCCAUGGUUACUAAAUAAGCAUAAAAAGAACAUGCAAAAUUAAGUUAGUACAAACAACUAAAUAUUUUAUUUUAGUUAGAAUUAGCUUGGGAGCAUAUUCAUUUCCACCAUCAAAGCUUUUAGCAAAUAUAAAAGAAAGAUUUGCUCGAUCGUUGUUUAUUACUUUUGUAACUGCUUUUUAGCCAGUCUGUUUGACAUUUGAAUACAAUAAAAUAAAAUAAAAUAAAGUGAUUU
This is a messenger RNA of Alligator sinensis (Chinese alligator), 5143 nucleotides long. RefSeq names its product arginyltransferase 1 (gene ATE1). The transcript has 14 exons. Gene Ontology annotation, molecular function: arginyl-tRNA--protein transferase activity. Gene Ontology annotation, cellular component: cytoplasm. Bases 1 to 1797 code for a protein of 598 amino acids. Gene Ontology annotation, biological process: protein arginylation. NCBI's taxonomy places the organism in Eukaryota, Metazoa, Chordata, Crocodylia, Alligatoridae. The record is from RefSeq and is a predicted model, not a curated record.